Messenger RNA from Cyphellophora attinorum, 1239 nucleotides. RefSeq names its product Sphingoid long-chain base transporter RSB1. The record is from RefSeq and is a predicted model, not a curated record. Gene Ontology annotation, cellular component: fungal-type vacuole; plasma membrane. NCBI's taxonomy places the organism in Eukaryota, Fungi, Ascomycota, Eurotiomycetes, Chaetothyriales, Cyphellophoraceae. The transcript is spliced from 2 exons. The coding region runs from base 1 to 1239 and encodes 412 amino acids.
AUGCCUGAAGAACUUCCCAUGUCAGAGGCCGAGUGCCUGGCGGAUCCCGUAUGCUUCGACACCUACGCUUCAGUCCACUACCUACCCUCCCUCUUCGGAAACUAUCUCUUCCUAGGGCUCUUCGCGGCAGUCAUUCUGGGCCAGCUGGGCCUCGGGAUUCGAUUCAAGACCUGGGGUUACCUGGUUGCAAUGUGCUUAGGAACGGUUCUUGAGAUUGUUGGCUAUUAUGGGCGGAUACAGAUGCACAACAAGCCCUUCGACGGAAACAACUUCAUCAUAUACCUCGUUGGCCUGACGAUUGGCCCUGCGUUCUAUUCAGCCGCCAUCUACCUUUCAAUAUCGCGCAUCAUGACCAUAUUCGGCUCAUCGCUGUCAUGGUUCAAGCCUCGGACUGUCACUAUCAGCUUCAUUAGCUUUGAUCUUAUCUCGCUGCUGUUGCAAUCAGCCGGCGGUGCUAUUGCCUCGAUGGCAGACGAAGGCGACAAGAAGCAAAGCGAUAUGGGCGUCAACAUCAUGAUUGCUGGACUCGUCGCUCAAGUCGUUGCCACAGCGUUGUUCGUCGGGCUUUGUGCGCAGUUGGCACUGGCCAUCCGUCGCCAUCCGGAGAAGCUCGACUUUAACUACGCUUCAUACCGCAAGACGCUGAAGUUCAAGCUCUUCCUAUGGGCUGUGGGCAUAUCAGUCUUCUCAAUCCUUGUCCGAUGCAUUUACAGAUGCGCCGAGCUCCUCGGUGGAUUUGACAGCGAGUUGGCCAACAACGAGACCCUGUUCAUGAUACUUGAUGGCGCCUUGAUGGUCAUCACAGCGCUCUUACUCACCAUCUUCCAUCCAGGCUGGACUCUGGGUGGGUAUUGGCACACCGCAACGUUCUCUCUUCGUGGCAGGAAGAUUGCUCCUGCUGAGACAGCCAAAUUCCUGGGAAGUGAGAACAGCUCUCAGGUCGAUUUGCGCAACAGCGCACGAUAUGAAUCUCUGCAAGCCGGCAGGGAGCCGUCUCCGAUCCCGCUUCCUACCUACGACCAGGGUGGCCAGUAUGAACCUAUCGAGGCCAAGGAGCAUAGAUGGUGGUUGCCGGACUGCUAUUGUGGCAGACUACUGUGUGAUCUCAAAUGCACACGAAGACGGGUCGUCGCGGAGGGCAGGUACUUCAGACAUAUAGACGGAGUCAAUCCAACGAGGACUAUGGAUACGACACUAGAUACGACACUAGAUUCGAACCCUCGCGGUCGUGAGGCAUAA